Telopea speciosissima is the source of this 1827-nucleotide messenger RNA. Its product is annotated as serine/threonine-protein kinase BSK5-like. Bases 143 to 1615 code for a protein of 490 amino acids. The record is from RefSeq and is a predicted model, not a curated record. NCBI's taxonomy places the organism in Eukaryota, Viridiplantae, Streptophyta, Magnoliopsida, Proteales, Proteaceae. The transcript has 10 exons. Gene Ontology annotation, biological process: protein phosphorylation; brassinosteroid mediated signaling pathway. Gene Ontology annotation, molecular function: protein kinase activity; ATP binding; protein binding.
AAGACUCUCUCAGAUGAAAACUCUCCUUCCGCUCCCGCUUUCACGACCCGCUGGCUUAGUUGAAGCAACACACGCCUCCGUUUGAUCCCUUUGUUGUCUCAUUAUCAUCUAUUUCGUGACUGCUUAGGGUAGAUCUCCGGCAAUGGGAGGUCGGUGUUCCAAAUUCUCCUUCUGUUGGUGGCCAUCUCGUCUCAAGCCUGACGUUCUUGAAUCGUCCGAUAUCGAGUGUGCGGGAAAUGAUCGCAACGCAUUGUCUGGUUUCACCGACUUUGGAUUCGAGCAGCUUAGAACUGCUACCUCCGGCUUCUCCGUCGACAACAUUGUCUCUGAACACGGCGAGAAAGCUCCAAAUGUUGUUUAUAAAGGAAGGCUCGAAAACGAUAGGUGGAUUGCCGUUAAGCGUUUCAACAAGUCCGCUUGGCCUGACACGCGCCAGUUCCUUGAGGAAGCACGAUCAGUAGGUCAGCUUCGGAAUGAGCGGUUGGCCAAUCUCAUCGGAUGUUGCUGUGAAGGAGAUGAGAGGUUACUCGUUGCUGAGUUCAUGCCCAAUGAAACCCUCGCCAAGCAUCUUUUUCAUUGGGAGAACCAACCCAUGAAAUGGGCAAUGAGGUUGCGAGUUGCCUUGUAUUUGGCACAAGCUUUGGAAUAUUGCAGCAGUAGAGGACGUGCAUUGUAUCACGACCUCAAUGCUUACAGAGUAUUGUUUGAUCAGGAUGGUAAUCCUAGGCUGUCAUGCUUUGGCCUCAUGAAGAAUAGUAGAGAUGGCAAGAGCUAUAGUACAAACCUGGCUUUCACUCCUCCAGAAUAUAUGAGGACAGGUAGAGUGACACCAGAAAGUGUAGUUUACAGCUUUGGCACUCUUUUGCUUGAUCUUCUCAGUGGCAAACACAUUCCCCCAAGCCAUGCACUUGACCUAAUACGUGGCAAGAAUUUUUUGAUGCUAAUGGAUUCUUGUUUGGAGGGUCAUUUCUCAAAUGAUGAUGGAACUGAGUUAGUGCGAUUAGCAUCUCGUUGUUUACAGUAUGAACCUCGUGAGAGGCCAAAUGCAAAGUCUCUUGUGACCGCUCUAACUUCUCUUCAGAAAGAAGCAGAGGUGCCAUCAUAUGUUUUGAUGGGUAUUCCAUAUGGAACUGUACCUUCAACACCGUUACCAUUAACUCCGUUAGGUGAAGCAUGUUCUAGAUUGGACCUCACUGCCAUACAUGAAAUCUUGGAGAAAGUCGGAUACAAGGAUGAUGAUGGGGUUGCUCACGAGCUUUCUUUUCAAAUGUGGACCGGCCAAAUGCAAGAGAUGUUGAAUUCUAAGAAACAAGCUGACUCUGCUUUUCGUGCUAAAGACUUUGUGACUGCCAUUGAUUGGUACACCAGGUUCAUUGAUGGUGGGUCCAUGGUAUCACCAACUGUGUUUGCUAGACGCUGCUUGUCUUACUUGAUGAAUGACAUGCCACAAGAAGCCCUUGGGGAUGCCAUGCAGGCCCAGGUUGUGUCGCCCGAGUGGGCCACUGCUUUCUAUCUUCAAGCAGCUGCUCUUUUCAGCCUUGGGAUGGACACCGAUGCCCAAGAGACACUAAAGGAUGGCACAGACUUAGAGGCUAGAAAGAACAGCAGAAACUGAAAGUGUAUAGGUUUUUCUUUUUUCUGCUUUUGGUCUUUUUGUUUACUAUUCUGUAUCUAAUUUCAAUUUUUUUUUUCAUAUAUUUUCUUAAAUUAAAGUUUUGUCAAAGACAUGGAGGGAUGUUUGUGAAGAUUCUUUUUGUUAGUAUUACAUCUUUCUUUCAUCACUCUGGGUACAGUUCUUGGCUUUUGUAUGAUGAAUUGGUUUUGCUG